GCACAACAUCCAAGCAAACAGGAAAUUUUCCAGGGAUAUCAGUGAUAUAUCCAACACCUAAAGGUUACGAAACUCAUAAAUUUGUCGCCAGUGAAAAUGCACAAUAUAAAUCAUCACCUUCACCAGUUUUUCAUUUGGGGUUAAUGACAGUUAACAACAAUUUAAAUGAAGAUAAUCCGAAUUUACAAGCAGCAACGCCAACUGCAGAUUCUUUUUGUUAUCAAACCUCAACGAAUAUUGAACAAAAUAGUUUCAUUAAUCAAUUUGUUAUUCAACAAUUUCUUCUUUCGAAUAAUAUGACAACUGGGAUUUGUCACCCAGAAACCGAAACCGAAUUCUAA
Molecule: messenger RNA, 341 nt
Organism: Racocetra persica
Lineage: Eukaryota; Fungi; Glomeromycota; Glomeromycetes; Diversisporales; Gigasporaceae
Source: the annotation of a GenBank genome assembly